UUCCCAGCACUCUAUUCGGUAUUAGUAACAACUACUUUGCCAGGCUGCUUCUAUCCUAUCAAAUUGAAGUUUAUUUGCAACCAUUGGAUCCAGCUGGUAGUUGUUAUACAGUUUGCACGCAGGCGAUAGUACAGAAGUGAUUUCGUGCAAGUUCUGUUUGCGUUCAGAAAUCCAUUUUUUGAUGUUGUGGGUUAUCACGAGCGGUCUCAAACUUUUGAGUUAUUUGGAAAGCAAGUUAUUGAAUCAGCACGCGCUCACAGGCCUGGAUGUUGUGUUGAGUGUACGAGCUAGCUAUUUAGCUAGCUAGGUAGCUAACUUUACUGUCAUCAGAGGGUGCAAAAUGCGACGUCUAGAGUUCUAAACGAUGCAAUUCGCAUUCUAGGUUACAACUUGUUUUGCAGAAACUCAAGUUAACGCAAUUAGCUUUGCUUGAGCUGAACAACAGCGCUAGCUAACGCGUAUAGCUACGUUAGCUAGCUAGCUCACUUGAAUCUCCUCAAGACGUAACUGUGAGCAGCUAACUAGCUCGCUUGAAUCUUCUCAAGAUGACUGUGAGCAGCUAGCUAGGUUAACCCUUUGGUGAAGAAUGGCUGGCACGGUAAUGGGCGUGGGCACUGGGGUUUUCCUCAUUACUCUUAUCUGGAUUGUGGCUCUCGUGCUCGGGAUGAUCCUUUUGCGAGCUACUGGACCAACUAAGUUAGGCGUCAUCCCUGUCUUCCUGCUGGCCUUCAUUGCCACUCUUAUCCUGGUGUUCUUCCCCCGCAGCUCAGAGACUCCGUCACCAUUCAAAGACAUCGAGAUCGUAGACACUUUCUUCAUCGGCCGAUACGUCCUGUUGUCAGUGGCCAGUGUGGGCUUCCUGGUUGCUCUGUUUGGCCUGCUGCCACUGCAUUUCCUGGAAGCCGUCUAUGCCAAGCCAUUGAGAACACAUUAGAGCGGAGGGGCCAGGCCAAGUUGACUCGCUAGACUGGUGGCCAGGGCCGUAUGUGCAGCACUGGAGAUGAGAAAAGGCCAACUAAGAGGGGCCCUAGUUAAAUGGAGCACCGGACAAGUUGGCACCUGAACCAAAACACAGGCAGAGCCAAUGUUUUCUCUGUGGUCAACUGUUGUGUUUGUUGUUGGGGGGAGUUUUGGGCCAACCAUCAUUAAAGAUAGGCUAAAAUGUUGCCUGGUAUCUCACCCUGACAUAGAUUAUAUGUUUGGAUGUUUUGUAUAUAGAUAGCUAUUAGUUUGAUUUGGUGUGGUGGGGUAGCAGUUGCAUUAACGGAAUGGAUUUAUCUCUUGGGCCUCUAAAGUUCAGAGGAUAAGACUUAUAGCUGUAAUUUAACUGUAUGUAUAUAUUUUUUACUGAACUUGUAUAUUUUUUUAACAAUACAAAUAUUUUACAAGACAACUUCAUUAAACAUUUCAUUGUUGGUUA
Oncorhynchus mykiss (rainbow trout) is the source of this 1420-nucleotide messenger RNA. RefSeq names its product transmembrane protein 218 (gene tmem218). Lineage: Eukaryota; Metazoa; Chordata; Actinopteri; Salmoniformes; Salmonidae. The record is from RefSeq and is a predicted model, not a curated record.